AUUUAAACUCAUCAUGAGUCCAUGAGGUUUCACUUAGCUUUAUUCAAGAAGCAAAUGGAGGAAGAGCUUCCCGUAGGGUUUCGGUUCUAUCCGACAGAAGUAGAGCUUCUUACGUAUUACCUAAGAAUCCAGCUUGGUGGAGGAAAUGCCACCAUUCACAGUCUCAUACCGAUCCUCGAUGUGUUUAGCGUUGAGCCUACGCAGCUUCCAAAUCUUGCGGGAGAGAGGUGUCGAGGAGACGCAGAACAAUGGCUUUUCUUCGUGCCAAGACAAGAGCGGGAAGCUAGAGGAGGAAGACCGAGUAGGACCACUGGUUCAGGAUACUGGAAAGCAACUGGUUCACCAGGCCCCGUGUUCUCGCCGGAUAACCGAGUGAUCGGAGUUAAGAAGACGAUGGUUUUCUAUACCGGAAAAGCACCUACUGGGAGAAAGACACAGUGGAAGAUGAAUGAAUACAAAGCAGUUGAAACAGCCAGUGUAUCUACUACUGCUACUACCAUCCCAAAGUUGAGGAACGAAUUCAGUAUCUGUCGAAUCUACAUAAAGUCAGGAAGCUCGAGAGCCUUUGACAGACGUCCCACAGAAGCUUAUGCGAUAGAGAGAACGCUUCCUAGCCAUGGAGUUGAGACAUCAUCUCGUUCCACAUUAUCAACCUCACCAGAAACUUCACAUUCAGGAGGAAACCAAGUUGAUCUACCGGAGAAUGCUACUACUAUUACACAAAGCAUCUCAGAUAUGGUUGAUGGGCUAUCACAACCUUUUUGGGAAUGGGAACAAAUGAAUUGGUCUUAAACAUAUUAGUUUACUUCUUAUGUUCAGUUGUUACUAAAUAUAAAAGAGAAAGAUAAGAAAAAAAGUAGAAUAAGUAAUCGGAUUUGUAAAAUAACACACUUAGUACAUUGAUGAAGAUGGGCGUAGUUGUCACGACAAAGACCUUUUUUUUUGGCCUAACCGGAUUAUUAGGCCAAACUUGAAGAUUUACUAUUUUUUACUUCAAGUCUUUUUUACUUUAUUUUCAUUUGUGGGCUUUCUUUCUUAUUUUUGUUCGUUAGUUUUGAAUGAGUAGAGAUUGUUGAAAGGUUCUACUUGAUCAUGGAGGAUAUUUAGAAUACUUUGCA
Molecule: messenger RNA, 1118 nt
Organism: Arabidopsis lyrata subsp. lyrata
Lineage: Eukaryota; Viridiplantae; Streptophyta; Magnoliopsida; Brassicales; Brassicaceae
Product: putative NAC domain-containing protein 61
Exons: 3
Coding region: 22-792 (256 amino acids)
Biological process (GO): regulation of DNA-templated transcription
Molecular function (GO): DNA binding
Source: RefSeq, a predicted model, not a curated record